Messenger RNA from Paramecium sonneborni, 3034 nucleotides. NCBI's taxonomy places the organism in Eukaryota, Ciliophora, Oligohymenophorea, Peniculida, Parameciidae. The record is from the annotation of a GenBank genome assembly.
UGCAAAUGUAAUAGUGUGAAUGUAAAAUUGAAGGUAAUGAUAAAUUAAUUAUUGGGAUUUGUGAAAAUGAAGAUUGUGAAGAAGGAUGGUUUUGUGAAAAUUGUGAAAAUGAUCACAAUGGCCAUCAGGCUGAUCUAAAGAAGGGAGAAGAAUUUGAAAAAUUCAUUUUAGAGCUUUAAUCACCCGAAAACUAAAAACUUAUGGAAGCUGACGUCAAGUUAAAAGAAUUCAAAGAAUAUUAUGACAGCGUAUUAAAAGAAAAUGAAGAAGAAACAAAAAUGUUAGAAGAUCUUCAAUAAUUUGUGAAAGAUGAAAAUUAUGAAAGCAUUGGAUUAUAUUUAGAUAAAUUCUAAAAGUUUAAAGAAGAGGUUGAUAACAAUAAACCAGGUAUAUAUUUGUAUGCACAUAAUAGCUAAAAUAUUCAAAGAACUUGAUAAAUAUAUCAAUUAACUUAAAUAAUAUGAUAUUGAAUAUCUAUUAGAAGAUGAACCAGGCAGAGAAAAAUUAAAAAAAAUAAAAGAAUAUAUUAAAUAAGGUCUAUAAUUUGUUUAAUUUUUUAGGGAAAUAAUUAUAUGAUUAAUAGCGUUUUAAUGAUGCACUUGGAAAUUUUGAAAAUAUUUUCUAAAUCGAUUAAGAUUGUGUGGAUGCAUAUCUUUUAAAAGGUAAUUCCUAUUUGAUUAUUUAUUAGCUUAAACUCUAAUCUAAUUAGAACUAUUUAAUCAAGCUAUUGUAAUUUGUGAUUAGGUUAUUAGAAAGAACAAAGAUAAUUGUGAGGCUUAUUUUUUAAAAAGUAUGCUAUAAUUAUACUAUAAACAAGUUAUUGCAUUGUUAUUAAUGUAAUAAUACGAAAAAGCUUUCGAAGAACUUAAAAAGGUACAUCUUAAGGCUGCUUAUAAAUUUUAUUGCAAUAUAAUAGUUUUAAUAGAAUAGCUUGAAAGUUAUUGCUCAAAUAUUAAAAAUUCUUUAAACUCCUUACGAUUCAAUUUGAAAAAAAAGCUAUAAACUUUGAUAGCUCAUUAAGAAUUUCCACGUAAAAUUUUCAUCAUAUUUUAGCUUAAAUGGUAAAAUAAUAACUAACAGUUAUUAUUCAAAUCAUUAAGUUAGCUGAGAAAAACGAAUUAUAAUCUGCCCUUUACUAAUAUAAUUAAAGUAAGAGAAUAUUAUAUAUUUCAGAUUUUCAGGUUCUCGAAGAAUACUAAAUUUAAUUGGAUGUGGAUUUGAGACCCUAAGUUAAUCCAGAUGAUUGGAACGAAAUUAUGGAAUAUCUUUAAUAAAAAUGCAAGAAAUAGGAUGAUCCCAAUAAUUUAGAGUAAUUUCACAUGAAAAAUUAAUUUAGAGACUAACCUUAAAAUCAAAAUGAUGAAGAUUAAUAACAACACUAAGCAUAAUUGCCAGGAGAGUAUUUAAAUUAUUAAUAAACUUUAGAAAUUAAAAUUAGAUUCCAGCCAAUUAAAAUAAUUAAGAUCAAUAAAAUGUAGUAUAGAUUCCAACAAUUUAAAAUGCUAAUGAAAUUCAAUAACAUGUAUUCAACUUUUAUAAUGAAACAAUAGAAAAUUAAUAAACGUAUUUAAAACUUUUAAUAAAUGAUAGAAAUUAAAAUUAGGUUCCAACAAUUUAAAAUGCUAAUGAAAUUCAAUAACAUGUAGUCAACUUUUAUAAUGAAACAGAAGUAAAUUAAUAAACGUAUUAAAACUUUAAAUAAAUUAUAGAACUCAAAAUUAAACUCCAUCAGCUUAAAAUAACAAUUCAGCUUAAGAUUAAUUUUCUCGAUUAUCAGCCACCCCUUCAGAUAAUACCUAAGAAAAUUAAAAUUCAUAAAUUUAACCUUAAUAAUAGUAUUUAAAAUUUUUAAUAAAUUAUAGAAAUUAAAAUUAGGUUCCAACAUAGAUUCCAACAAAUUAAAAUGCUAGUGAAGUUCAAAAACAUGUAGUCAACUUUUAUAAUGAAACAGAAGAAAAUUAAUAAACGUAUUUAAAACUCUUAAUAAAUGAUAGAAAUUAAGAUUAGGUUCCAACAAAUUAAAAUGCUAGUGAAGUUCAAAAACAUUUAGUCAACUUUUAUAAUGAAACAGAAGAAAAUUAAUAAACGUAUUAAACUUUUAAUAAAUUAUAGAACUCAAAAUUAAACUCCAUCAGCUUAAAAUAACAAUUAAGCUUAAGAAUAAAUUUCCCUAGUAUCAGUUACUCCUUCAGAUGAUACCUAAGAAAACUAAAAUUCAUAAAUUUAACCUCAAAAAUAGUUUAAGAAUUUAUAUAACUAUUAGAUAAUAAAAUUAAAUUCCAUCCUAGUCACCUUCUGCUGAAAAUAUAUAAAACCUAGCCAAUUUUUUGAGUGAAACACCAUUAGAUGAUGAAAUCCCUAUUAAUAAACAAAUACCCUAAUAGCAAGUUCAAAAUUAACAAUAGUAUACUAUAUCCUAUUAUCAAAGAGCUUAACCACAAAAAGUUGUUUAAUAGGUCACUCCAAAUCUGUAGGAAAAUUUCUAAAAUUUUAUUAAUGAUCCAAUUUAAGAUGUUCCUUAAGGCAAUCAAAAACAAUGUUAAAAACAACAUUAUAAUUUAUAGAAGUAGUAGUAUUAGAUGAAGUUAAUCGUUUAGUAGAAGUCUUAAAGUAUUUGGAUAAUUAAACAAAUAAUGGAGUAGAAGACCAUGAAGUCUUUUAUAAGAAAGGUAAUUAAUAUUUAAUUGUUAGCAAUGGUUCUCUUCAGGCUUAAUAGACUUGAAGAAGCUUUAGAAUCACUUGAAAUGGCCGCUGCGUUAAAUCCUGAUGAGGCUUAAUAUUUUUAUUAGAAAGGUUUAUUUAAAAAUAUUGUGUAGCUUAAUUGUAUAAAUGUCUAGCUCAGUUUGAAAAAGCCCUUUAAAAUUUUGAUUGUGCCAUUUAAAGAAAUCCAAAUGAAGCAAGUUUUUACUAAGAAAAAGGUUCAUAAUAUUAUUAAUUUUCAGGAAACUUAUUAUUAAGAAUGAAUAAAAUGGAUUAGGCAAAACAAGAAUUUGAAAAAGCGAACGAAUUGAAUGACAGAGAUAAAUGAUGUGUA